GGAGCCCACGGGGGCGUCGCGGAGCAUUGUGGGGUGGAGGCGGCUGCUCUUCUGUAAAGGCACAGCGAGGGAGCAAGGAAGCUUAGCUUGGGGUAGAGCCUCGCAACGCAGGGAAACCAUCCAAGUGAGACUAAUAGGAAUCUGUACGGUCAGCAGUUUCCCCGUCACCUGGUGAGAGAUGGGCCACAGUGAUCUGAUGAGUACCGCUGAAGACGUGGCGGACCAGUUCCUGCGGGUGACAAAGCAGUACCUGCCCCACCUGGCACGCCUGUGCCUGAUAAGCACCUUCCUGGAGGACGGCAUCCGAAUGUGGUUCCAGUGGUUCGAGCAGAGGGACUACAUCGAGGCCACCUGGAACUGUGGUUACUUCCUGGCCACGUGCUUCGUCCUGCUCAACUUAUUAGGACAGCUGGGUGGCUGUGUCCUUAUCCUCAGUAGAAAUUUUGUACAGUAUGCCUGCUUUGGUUUGUUUGGGAUUAUAGCUCUACAGACUAUCGCCUACAGCAUUUUGUGGGAUCUUAAGUUCUUAAUGAGGAACUUGGCCCUGGGUGGGGGGCUGCUGCUGCUGCUGGCAGAGUCUCGCUCGGAGGGGAAGAGCAUGUUCGCUGGGGUGCCCUCCAUGGGCGAGAGCUCCCCUAAGCAGUACAUGCAGCUGGGCGGCCGCGUGCUCCUGGUGCUCAUGUUCAUGACCCUCCUGCACUUUGACACCAGCUUCUUCUCUAUCCUACAGAACAUGGUCGGCACAGCUUUGAUCAUCCUUGUGGCCGUGGGCUUCAAGACCAAGCUGGCCGCCCUCACGCUGGUGGUGUGGCUCUUCGCCAUCAACGUCUACUUCAACGCCUUCUGGACAGUGCCAGCCUACAGACCCAUGCACGACUUCCUCAAGUAUGACUUCUUUCAGACCAUGUCAGUGAUCGGGGGCCUUCUGCUGGUGGUGGCACUGGGGCCUGGUGGCGUGUCGAUGGACGAAAAGAAGAAGGAGUGGUAAGAGCAGGACACAAGGGGCCCAGGCCCCACUGCGUCAAGCCGGCACCUCAACAGCUACAGCCUCUCCCGUUCGCUUGCUUUUUUUAUCCCCCUGACGGUUAUCCCAAAUGCACUUUUAUUUUUUUUUUUUUAAGUUUUAUUAGUUCAAGAUUUAGUUUAUACUGGAUUUUUUAAUGCCUAUAUUUAGGUUUGUUCUUUUGAUGCCCCAAGAAAAAAUGAUUUAUUAAAGUGGUUGUGCUAAGAAAUAA
Messenger RNA from Brienomyrus brachyistius, 1235 nucleotides. It is a transcript of the gene surf4l, whose product is annotated as surfeit 4, like. Gene Ontology annotation, biological process: Golgi organization. The record is from RefSeq and is a predicted model, not a curated record. The coding region runs from base 179 to 988 and encodes 269 amino acids. The transcript has 6 exons. Gene Ontology annotation, cellular component: membrane; endoplasmic reticulum-Golgi intermediate compartment; endoplasmic reticulum. Lineage: Eukaryota; Metazoa; Chordata; Actinopteri; Osteoglossiformes; Mormyridae.